UGAAAGCAAAAUGUCGCUUUAGGCAGAAUAGGCUAGUGCAUGAAAGAAGCAAAACAAUGUCAUACAAAGGAUAGUGUUUUAAUAAGCUCUUUGUUCGAGUCUCCUUGUCUGACUCACCAAGUAGCAUAAUGCCUAGUACGCAUUCUUACGUUUCAUCGGCAGAUUUAAGCAUCUGAACUGGAGAUUUUUUUUUCAGUCACGUGUUUUCAUCCAAUUAACAACUGACAAUUAGUCUGGUGUAGUUUCGGUCAAAACCGUAACAUUUUUUUUGCUUUUUGCACGUAGAUCAGACACAAAAACAUUAUUUAGUUUUAAACGUUACCGUUGGUUCUUAGUCGGGGGUGCGGGCAGGGGGGAAGGCGAGGCAUUGCCCCUGUUACUUUAGUCUACAGUUGAGAGGCAUCCCUUUGUCCCGCUGCUCCCGAGUUUGCGGCUCUUCAUGGCGGCCACGACAUCCACAAAGCGUGCGGGGCGACCGCGGUCGCAGCUGCCCGCCUGCUACCACGAGGGUUACCUCGAGAAGAAAGCGUCAAAGGAGAAGGUGUUCCGGAGGCUGUGGACGUGUGUGUGUGGAAACACUCUGUUUUUCUUCAACAGCCACAGGGACAGCGAGUAUGUGGAGAAGCUGGAGCUCAGUGGUUUUCUCUCCAUGGCGGAUGACGGGAGCAGAGACCGGAAUCUGGAGGCGGCGCGAUUCAGUCUGCGGCUGAAGGACGGGGAGGUGAAACUCACGGCUCCAAAUUUGGAGUCUCGUGAGCUGUGGAAGGGGUUCAUCUAUGCUGUGGUAGAGCUCUCUGUGCCCACCUCCCUGAACCUCCUCCCAGGACAGCUCCACCUGCUGGGGGAGGUGGUGGAGAAGGAGAGGAGACGACGAAAAUCCGCCUCCCUCCCGGCGGCCCCCACCACUCCCCUAUACCUCCCCCUGCUGGGCGAGAUCCCACCCUGCUUCCAGCCCGUGUCCCGCAGAGAGGCGGAGGUGCUGCUGGAGAGGCACCCGGACUGCGGGAACCUCCUCCUGCGGCCGGGCCGGGACGGAACCUCACUGGCUGUGACCACACGGCAGGACCUCAACGGGUCUGUGUUCCGACAUUACCGUGUCUCUCAGCGGGAGGAAGGGGGCUAUGUCAUCGAUGUGGAAAACCCAAUCCCGUGCGAGACGCUUCACGACGUCAUAAACUGUCUGCUGGAGAAAACGUCCGGCACCCUGCAGCCCUUCCUGCUGGAGGAGCCGUACGAGGAGAACAUCGCCUUUGUGAAGUCCAACGAUGAGAACGGAGAGAGGAGCCUGCAAUGGGCCCCCAACAGCCCCCUUCACAGGGCCACCAGCAGCCCCCUUCAUAGGGCCCCUGUCCUGCCUCCCAAACCAGGUAACAACCCUGGUCACGUGUACGUAGUCCUCCGGGUCCAAGUGCCGUGA
Molecule: messenger RNA, 1417 nt
Organism: Conger conger (European conger)
Lineage: Eukaryota; Metazoa; Chordata; Actinopteri; Anguilliformes; Congridae
Product: signal-transducing adaptor protein 2-like
Exons: 10
Coding region: 440-1417 (325 amino acids)
Molecular function (GO): signaling adaptor activity
Source: RefSeq, a predicted model, not a curated record